UUACCGUUAGUGGUAGUCGAGACACAGAUGUACGCUGUACAUCAAUAUUGAUUCUAGAACAGUCUGCUUUGUGCUCUCGCUGUACUUUGACGUCAUACGCCGUUCAAGUCUGCGCAGCGCUGUAUGCAUAUUAUGUAUAUUCAAUCUAUCCGUCGUACCUGUGUCCUUGUCGACGUCACACGAAACCCACGUCGUAAUCGACCUCUUUCCAAAGUCUGGAAAAGGCAGUUUACAUUAAUAACUUCGAGAUAAAAUUCGACUAUCCGACUAUCACGUGAGUUUGUUGUGUGUGUGACCGAAGCGCCAUUUGGAAGGCAUAGAUUAUAAAAAUACUUAAUGCAGUGUAAAAACUGCAAAUUCAGCAGUUCGAGUGAAGAGGUCCUUCUAAAGCACUAUCGGCUGCAUCACCCAAGCAUUUCCAGCUGGCCUUGUAUUCAUACGGGGUGUGUUUGUGUCUUCAGGACAGCAGGCUUAGAGACCGAGUCCUUGUGACCCUGAGGACAUACCUGCACCAUUAAACUUGCCUGAUGGCUUUACUACUGCGAGUUGUCAUUUCGUCAACUGAUGCCCGGCGACUUCAGCUUUUUGAAGUGCCACAGUCUGUGGAGUCCCUUAUUAGUAUUCUGAAGGAGAAACUGCAGUUACAAGGACAGUUUGUCUUGCAGUUUGAAGACCCUGAUUUUGGGAAUGCCCUUUGCAGCCUGACUGACAUCUCGGAACUGCCCAGUGACAAAGCAGUCUUGCAUAUUCAGUGGUGCAAUUCAUCAUUGUCUGAAACCAGCCUUUCUGUGUCAUCUCUUGAUACUGCUAGUGUUGAUGACUCUGAUGGAUCCUUGACCAGCACCACAGCCUCUGUACAAAGGUAUUUGCGCACAACCUCAGAAUGGCCACUGCCAUUCCCCAUCCCACCCCUGUCAUUUGAUGUCGAGCUAAAACUACGACGAGGCAAUGAGACAUAUGCAGAAACACAGACAGGCAUUGAUGUGACCAGAGACAUAAAGAUGGAGAUUCUUGAUAAAAUAGUUCAGGCUGUUUUUGACAUAAAGGCAUAUCCUAACAAUCAAGAAAUUGAGUCCAUUGCAUCUGCACUGAUUUCCAAGUAUCCAUGCCUUAAGGAGCCUGGCAAAGGUAAGGGCUAUGAAGGAUGGUUGAUCAGCCUAAAGAACAAGCUAAACAAUUACCGUUCAAAAUUGAGAGCAGCAGGCUGCAAUGAAGUUAGUGUGAACAAGAAGCGUAAGGAUGUUGAACAUGGACAUGGUUUCACCAUGAAAAAAGCAAAGCGUGGAGAAGUGAAUUUUGUCCCAGAACAUCCAUGCAACCACACUGAUGCUUCACUUGAAGAACAAAGACGUUUAUUGAUCGAUGAAACCAAAAAGGCAAGAAGCAGCAUGGUGGUCAUAAGUGAAAAAAUGGAAUUAACCUUUUCCCUGAGGAGAAAAGAAGUGGUAGAAGAUCAACCAAUGGUUGUAGACGUGCAGCAGAGGUGGCCUGCACUUUUUCUCCAGGAGCAGAUUGCUGAGGAAUUCUUCAGAAUCACGAAUAAAGACCUUCUUGAUGUCUUCAGGGCAGCUAUGGAUAGAUUUACACCUAAGCUCUUGAAAUUAUACAGAGCUAGAAAAGCUGCAUUUGGAGAGGACAUGGAACAGCUCCUAGAAAGACUUGAUGAAAGGGUGACCGAUGUUGUUAAUCACAGAAGGACUACUGCUUUGAAAGGCCUGCCUUUGUUUCUUCGAGAGGACCCAAACAAGCUGUUCAUGACAUGCAAAGACACCGAAGAUGGGGCAAAAGGAGUGUCUAUUGCCAUUCUGUGUGUUUUGGAAGAUGAAACCCAGGCGACAUCACCCGAGGUUGUGAACAUUGCUGUUGUCUUGGAGCAGGUCGUCGUUUUGAAAGAUCUCCCAGAUAUUUCUACUGCUCUUGCAUACCUUUUUGGCCUUCUGUAUGCAUUAAACAUGUCCUAUCCUCAAGCUCUUAAGUACACUUUUGACACCAUUCAGAAUGUUUUCAUGGAGCUGGGAUCUGGAUGCACCAAACGUGUACUUUCUCUGAAGAACAAACUGUUGUAAAGAAAAUAAGAACAGUGUUUUUGGGAUCCUUUUUGGCGUUCAUUUGUUACAAGACCUAAAGUGCGCUUGGAUACAAGGUCUGGGGAUUCUUUUAGUUGGCAUCUCUGUUUCUUGUUACAGAUGUCAAACUGUUCCAAAUGCACCAAAAUGUGUGCUUUCUCUGAAGAACAAACUGUUGUAAAGAAAAUCAGAACAGUUGUUUUGGGAUCAUCUUUGGCGUUCAUUUGUUACAAGACCUAAAGUGCAGCUUGGAUACAAGGUGAUUAUUUUAGUUGGCAUCUCUUUUUCUUGUCAUCAGAUGUCAGACUGUUCUUAAAGUGUACAGUACAGCAUACCAUACCAGGUUAGUGGUUGCAGUAAGCAUGUCUGUUCUUAUAAAUGGUUGUUUAAAAUUGAGGGAUAGUUCAUCCAAAAAUUAAAAUUGUCACAUUUUGUCACUCUUAUUUUGUUACAAACCUGUAUAAAUGUCUUCGUUCUGAGGAACAUGAAGAAAGAUGCUUUGAGGAAUGUUUGUAACCAAACCGUUCAUGAGCCCCAUUCACUUUUAUAGUAGGAAAAAAGAAUACUAUAGAAUCGAAUGGGGCUCGUGAUCUGUUUGGUUACAAACAUUCCUCAAAAUAUCUUAUGUUCAUCAGAACAAAUACAUUUAUACAGGUUUGUAACAACAUGGGAGUAAGAAAAUGACACUAUUUUCAUUUUUGGGUAAUCUAUCCUUUUAAACAAAACUGUAAAAAUGUGUUUUAAAUGUUGGUUUAAAUGUGGUAAUUUGAAAAGGUUUAGAUUACGGAACAUGUCAAGACAUUAAAAACAUUUUAUUGUUGAUACAAAGAAAAAUCCUAAAUUGAUACCAACAAGUUUUAUGCUGUUUUUGUGUAUAUUUAAGUGAUUUAAUGAGAAAUUGUAUUGCACUGAUUUUUGUUGGUGUUAAAAAUUCUGUAUGCUUAGUGUAUGCAAAAUUUAAGUUCCUACUGAAGAUGGAAUCUGGACUUUUUCUUUAAAGUGCAGCUGUUGUGUCACAACUUUAAAAAAAAGUUAAAUAUUGUGAACCGAGUUUGUGCUAGUGUAGCAUCUUAUUUCUAAUUGAAAUAAAUGAUAAAGUAAAUGUUUUAUGAUCUGUCUUUAUUUUGCCAAUUGAACAUUUCUCAUCCACAAAACAUAAAAAAGCUAAUUAACUGAACAACAGCAAUUGCAGUGACAUAAAUAUAAUUAUUAGGAAAAUUAAAAAAUCAGGAUUGCGUAAACAAGCAAGUGUUAGUUGGCUAACAUGCAUAAUAAUUUUGCCAAUUGAAAAUUCUUCAUCCACAGAACAUAAAAAAGCAAAUUAACUGAACAACAGUAGUUGGUGUAAAACAAAAAUCUUAAUUGGGAAAAUAUGAAAAUCAGAAUUGCAAAAACAAGCAAGUGUUAGUUGGCUGAACAUUGUAUCAUUACUAUGUGUAAUUAUUUAAAAUACAUUGAGACAACGCAAAAGUCUUAAUGCAUCAGGUUGACUCACUUUUUUGCGUUUUCGCAGCAAUUUUUU
Molecule: messenger RNA, 3588 nt
Organism: Cyprinus carpio (common carp)
Lineage: Eukaryota; Metazoa; Chordata; Actinopteri; Cypriniformes; Cyprinidae
Exons: 7
Coding region: 528-2066 (512 amino acids)
Source: RefSeq, a predicted model, not a curated record